Molecule: messenger RNA, 270 nt
Organism: Opisthorchis viverrini
Lineage: Eukaryota; Metazoa; Platyhelminthes; Trematoda; Opisthorchiida; Opisthorchiidae
Exons: 1
Coding region: 1-270 (89 amino acids)
Source: RefSeq, a predicted model, not a curated record
AUGCAAGACAAAAACGUAGAUCAGAAAACAUUGUGGUUCUACUUACAACCUGGGGCAUGCGAGUUUGUACAUUUAACCAGGGUUGCCGCCUUGAACGUGACAGUUCAACAGAGAGAAAGAGCGGCGCAGAAUUUGCCGUUGCAAGUCAGCUUCGACAGAAUCGAUCAAUCAUCCGUGCCUUCAUCUAGCCUUGACGCUGGUUUUACACAAUACGCUGACUUAGAGGAAAUUUGGAAUGCUUCGGCGCAGAGUACCCUGCCCAAGGCGUGA